Messenger RNA from Microthlaspi erraticum, 1050 nucleotides. Lineage: Eukaryota; Viridiplantae; Streptophyta; Magnoliopsida; Brassicales; Brassicaceae. The record is from the annotation of a GenBank genome assembly.
AUGAUGAUAUCAGACCUUGCGGGAGAUUUGUUAGAAGAGAUACUCUGUCGCGUUCCAGUCACGUAUGUUAAACUUUUACGUUCUACUUGCAAAGGAUGGAACCGUUUGUUCAACGAUAGCAGAUUCAGAAGAAAUUUCUUGGAUAAAGCAGCAAAGCAGUUUCUGAUUCUCGACUUGAAGGAGUUUAGGCUUUGUUCGGUAAGCGUCAAUCUCCAUGGACAUCCAUCUACAGAGGUAAUAGGUAAGGUUGACCUAGAUGAUUCUCAAAUCAAUAUACAUCAAGCCUCUACCUGCGACGGCUUGUUAUUAUGCACUAUCAUAGACGACGACACUAGACGGAUCGUUGUUUGGAAUCCUUGUACUGGUCAGACCAAGUGGAUCCAACCAAGAUAUGGUAAGGCUACGACAGGCACCUAUACUCUUGGAUCAGGCAAAAAUAGCUACAAAGUAUUGCGAAGACUCUGUCAUGACCUCCUAGGAUUCGAAAUAUGUGAUGUUAGCUCUAAUUCAUGGAGGACGAUUGACGCUCCUCCUGGCUGCAAGUUAGACUUCAGGAGUGUGUCUCUGAAGGGGAAGACUUACUGGUUCGAUACUUCAGAGGAACACGUGUUCUUGGUCAGUUUUGAUUAUACAAGAGAAACAUUUGAACGUCUGUCUCUUGAUGCGUUUCAGAUUCCUCUCCUAGAAAAAAUUGCUCUGUCCGUUGUUAGAGAAGAGAAACUUUCCAUGUUACUACAACGCCCACCGACGUUGAAUUGUGAGAUAUGGGUAACAGAUAAGAUUGAUGAUGAUGAGACCAAAGCGCUGUCGUGGAUGAAGAUCUUUACAGUGGACUACCCUGAAGCUAUUCGUAGCACGCUUUUGAGUUAUUCUGUGGUCGACGAGGAGAAGAAAGCCGUCCUCAUUUGUUAUCAGAGAUUGGACCACCAGCCCAGGUACAAUAUUGAGCUAUCCACACGCGUUUACGUUGUUGGGGAGAAUUAUAGCCAACGCACAGAUUUUGGAGGACGUGUGUAUAGUUAUGUUCCAAGCUUCAUUCAAUUCCACUGA